Molecule: messenger RNA, 432 nt
Organism: Daldinia childiae
Lineage: Eukaryota; Fungi; Ascomycota; Sordariomycetes; Xylariales; Hypoxylaceae
Product: Histone H2A.Z
Exons: 3
Coding region: 1-432 (143 amino acids)
Cellular component (GO): nucleosome
Molecular function (GO): DNA binding; structural constituent of chromatin; protein heterodimerization activity
Source: RefSeq, a predicted model, not a curated record
AUGGCUGGUGGAAAAGGCAAAUCAUCUGGCGGCAAGAGUUCGGGUGGGAAGACCUCGGCUGCUGAAGCUCCUAAGAAACAGCAGAGCCAUUCUGCUCGUGCUGGACUUCAGUUUCCCUGUGGUCGUGUUAAGCGUUUCUUGAAGCAAAACACACAGAACAAGAUGCGCGUUGGUGCCAAGGCUGCCGUCUAUGUUACAGCCGUUCUCGAGUAUUUGACUGCCGAAGUCCUUGAGCUCGCAGGCAAUGCCGCCAAAGACCUGAAGGUUAAGCGUAUUACUCCUCGUCAUCUCCAACUCGCCAUCCGCGGUGACGAAGAACUGGAUACGCUGAUUCGCGCAACUAUCGCUUUUGGUGGUGUUCUACCCCACAUCAACCGUGCCCUACUACUUAAGGUCGAGCAAAAGAAGAAGAACAAGGCGAUCGAAGCAUAA